Molecule: messenger RNA, 1239 nt
Organism: Geosmithia morbida
Lineage: Eukaryota; Fungi; Ascomycota; Sordariomycetes; Hypocreales; Bionectriaceae
Product: anthranilate phosphoribosyltransferase
Exons: 2
Coding region: 1-1239 (412 amino acids)
Biological process (GO): L-tryptophan biosynthetic process
Cellular component (GO): cytosol
Molecular function (GO): anthranilate phosphoribosyltransferase activity
Source: RefSeq, a predicted model, not a curated record
AUGGCUUCCCAAUCGACUAACGACGUGGCCCUUCCGCCCGUCGACAUCAAGCCCCUCCUCUCCAAGCUGUGGCCGGUCGAGACAGCAGUCACGGCUGAUGAUAUUGCCGAUGCUAUCUCCCACUUCUUCACCAACCAGGUGUCUGAGGCCCAGGCCGCCUCGCUCCUCAUCGCUCUCCACUUUACCCGACUGGAUUUCAAGGCCGAUGUCCUGUCCCGAACCGCUGCAGCCAUGCAAAAGGCCGCUGCCUCCAUUCCCGUUGAAGAGAUGCGCCGUGUCAUCGAGCAGAGGGGACGCAAGGAGGGGCAGUACUCGGGUGGACUGUGUGACAUUGUUGGUACUGGAGGUGACUCGUACAACACCUUCAAUGUAAGCACCACAGCGUCCAUUAUUGCCUCAGCCCUUCUCCUCGUCUCCAAGCAUGGGAACAAGGCUAGCACAUCCAAGUCAGGUAGUGCCGACCUGGUGAACUGCAUGCAGCCCCGAGCUCCCGUCAUCAGUGCUGUCAACCCCUCGAGUCUGCCCAAGAUCUACUCAGAGACCAAUUACAGCUUCCUCUUUGCCCCCGUCUUCCACACCGGUAUGCGCUACGUCGCACCUAUUCGCAAACAGCUCCCCUGGAGGACUAUCUUCAACAAUGUUGGCCCCCUGUCCAACCCUGUCGAGGCCGUUCUCGAGGCCCGCGUUAUUGGCGUUGCCCGGAAGGACCUAGGCCCUGCAUUUUCCGAGGCUUUACGCAUGGCUGGCUGCAAAAAGGCACUGAUUGUAUGCGGUGAGGAGGAGCUUGACGAGGUCAGCUGUGCAGGCAGGUCUCUGUGCUGGAUGCUCCAGACGGACCCUGCUACCGGUGAGACCAAGACUGAACAUUUCAUCGUUGAGCCCCGUGAUUUUGGAGUCAGUAACCACCCGCUUGACGAGGUUUCGUCGGGCAAGGAGCCCGAGGAGAAUGCAGAGAUCCUCAAUCGUAUUUUGCACAACGAGCUCCCCGACAAUGACCCUCUCCUCGAGUUCAUCCUCAUCAACACCGCCGCUCUCUUUGUCGUCUCGGGUAUCUGUGAGGCCGACUCUAGCAAGAUGGGUCCCGGCGACGAUGGCAAGGUAGUUGAGGAGCGUGGCCCCGGUGGCCAGAGGUGGAAGGAGGGUGUCAGAAGGGCCAGAUGGGCUCUCAAGAGCGGCGAGGCCUGGAAGCAGUGGGAGGCCUUUGUCAAGGUCACGAAUGAGAUCAACGAGUCAGCCUGA